AUGUCAGAAAAUAGCAGCCCCGCAAAAUAUUUUCUAAGUGGUGGAUUUGGUGGCGUCUGCACAGUAUUAGCAGGACAUCCGAUGGAUACUGUUAAAGUGAGACUUCAAACGAUGCCUGUUCCACAACCUGGCGAAGUGGCCUUGUAUGGAGGAACUUGGGAUUGUUUCAGAAAAACUGUUCAAAGGGAAGGCUUCCGAGGCCUCUAUAAGGGUAUGUCAGCGCCUCUCACUGGCGUAGCGCCAAUUUUCGCUAUAAGUUUCUUAGGCUUUGGCAUUGGCAAAAAACUAGUGAAAAACAAAGAAGAAGAAGCCCUCACAAAAUCGCAGCUGUUUGCUGCUGGUGCAUUUUCAGGAAUAUUCACGACUUCUAUUAUGGCACCAGGUGAACGCAUUAAAUGCCUUUUACAGAUCCAGCAAGGAGGGAAUGUCCCACAAAAGUAUAGUGGUAUGGUUGAUUGUGCUAAGCAACUGUAUGCAGAAGGUGGUAUCAGGAGUAUAUACAAAGGCAGUGUUGCCACAAUUCUCAGAGAUGUGCCAGCUAGUGGCAUGUACUUUAUGACUUAUGAGUGGGUGAAAGAAGUUUUAGUUCCUGUGGAUGCUAGUGCCAAGAUGAAAGUAUUAGCCACCGUUGUGGCUGGUGGCUGUGCUGGCAUUGCCAAUUGGCUUGUUGCAAUGCCCGCUGAUGUAUUGAAGAGUAGGCUACAGACAGCCCCAGAAGGCACUUAUCCUAAUGGAAUGAGAGAUGUAUUUAAACAGCUAAUGGAGCGAGAGGGACCAACAGCUCUUUACAAGGGUGUAACACCAGUGAUGCUCCGAGCAUUCCCUGCCAAUGCUGCCUGUUUCAUGGGUUUUGAAAUUGCUGUUAAGUUUCUUGAUUGGGUGGCACCUAAUCUUUGA
Molecule: messenger RNA, 897 nt
Organism: Chilo suppressalis (striped riceborer)
Lineage: Eukaryota; Metazoa; Arthropoda; Insecta; Lepidoptera; Crambidae
Source: the annotation of a GenBank genome assembly